Molecule: messenger RNA, 6250 nt
Organism: Acinonyx jubatus (cheetah)
Lineage: Eukaryota; Metazoa; Chordata; Mammalia; Carnivora; Felidae
Gene: CNR1
Product: cannabinoid receptor 1
Exons: 2
Coding region: 618-2036 (472 amino acids)
Biological process (GO): G protein-coupled receptor signaling pathway
Cellular component (GO): membrane
Molecular function (GO): cannabinoid receptor activity
Source: RefSeq, a predicted model, not a curated record
AGAGCGCCAGCGGAGGCAGAGGCGGGGACCGCACGAGUGUGGCGAGGCGACGGGCGCCCGGGCUGGCGGAGACCUGCGGCCCCACGCCGAGCCAGGCGGGGCGAGUGGGAGGACCCAUUGAAGAGCCCGAGGAAGGGGCGAGGCUAGCGGGCGGCGGGAGCGGAGGGGUCGCCAGUCCCGGUCGUUGUCGCGGGCGGGCGCUGGAGGCAGGGGACGCCGGCGCGCGGGCAGUGUGGACCGACUGACUUACUGACCGACCGACGGAGGCACACCCCGCUCCACCCCACCCCACCCCACCCCACCCAGCCUCGCCCGCAUCCCCGCGCCGGCGCCGCCUCCCUCGGCCACCCCUUCCUUCUGCACUUCUUUUCCGCCUCCGCCUCUUCUUGGCUCCCGCGGCGCCAGUGCCUUCCCCUGGCCCGGGCGGGGCGCCUCGGCUCCCGGCAGAGCUCCGUGGAGUCGGGCGGAACGUUCCGUUCUAGCAGAGAAGCAGCCCCAGCGUUGGGCGAGAGGUGCCGAGGGAGCUUCUCCCCGAGGACCGGGGGAUGCGAAGGGAUUCCCUGCUGCGGGUCUCCUCCUCAGUCAUUUUGAGUUUGGCCUAAUCCAAGACGGAGGUUAUGAAGUCUAUCCUAGAUGGCCUUGCCGAUACCACCUUCCGCACCAUCACAACAGACCUCCUCUACGUGGGCUCCAAUGACAUUCAGUACGAAGAUAUCAAAGGUGACAUGGCAUCCAAAUUAGGGUACUUCCCACAGAAAUUUCCUUUAACUUCCUUUAGGGGAAGUCCCUUCCAAGAAAAGAUGACUGCAGGAGACAACUCCCAGUUAGUCCCGGCAGACCAGGUGAACAUCACCGAAUUUUACAACAAGUCCCUUUCAUCCUACAAGGAGAAUGAGGAGAACAUCCAGUGUGGGGAGAACUUCAUGGACAUGGAGUGCUUCAUGAUUCUGAACCCCAGCCAGCAGCUGGCCAUCGCCGUCUUGUCCCUCACACUGGGCACCUUUACGGUUCUGGAGAACCUGCUGGUGCUGUGUGUCAUCCUUCACUCCCGCAGCCUUCGCUGCCGGCCCUCUUACCACUUCAUCGGCAGCCUGGCAGUGGCCGACCUCCUGGGCAGCGUCAUUUUUGUCUACAGCUUUGUUGACUUCCACGUGUUCCACCGCAAAGAUAGCCCCAAUGUGUUUCUUUUCAAACUCGGCGGGGUCACCGCCUCCUUCACGGCCUCAGUAGGCAGCCUGUUCCUCACGGCCAUUGACAGGUACAUAUCUAUUCACAGGCCCCUGGCUUAUAAGAGGAUUGUCACCAGGCCCAAGGCCGUGGUGGCAUUUUGCCUGAUGUGGACCAUAGCAAUUGUGAUUGCUGUGCUGCCUCUCCUGGGCUGGAACUGCAAGAAGCUGCAGUCUGUUUGCUCAGACAUUUUCCCGCUCAUUGAUGAAACCUACCUGAUGUUCUGGAUCGGGGUCACCAGUGUGCUGCUGCUGUUUAUCGUGUACGCAUACAUGUAUAUUCUCUGGAAGGCUCACAGCCACGCGGUCCGCAUGAUUCAGCGCGGCACCCAGAAGAGCAUCAUCAUCCACACGUCAGAGGACGGCAAGGUGCAGGUGACACGGCCCGACCAAGCCCGCAUGGACAUCAGGCUGGCCAAGACCCUGGUUCUGAUCCUUGUGGUUUUAAUCAUCUGCUGGGGCCCUCUGCUUGCGAUUAUGGUGUAUGAUGUCUUUGGGAAGAUGAACAAGCUCAUUAAGACGGUGUUUGCCUUCUGCAGUAUGCUGUGCCUGUUGAAUUCCACCGUGAACCCCAUCAUCUACGCUCUGAGGAGCAAGGACCUGAGACAUGCUUUCCGGAGUAUGUUCCCCUCGUGUGAAGGCACCGCACAGCCUCUUGAUAACAGCAUGGGGGACUCGGACUGCCUGCACAAGCACGCCAACAACACAGCCAGUGUUCACAGGGCCGCGGAGAGCUGCAUCAAGAGCACGGUCAAGAUUGCCAAGGUGACCAUGUCUGUGUCCACAGACACGUCUGCCGAGGCUCUGUGAGCCUGACGCCUUCCUGGCAGCCCAGGAAAAGAAGUUCAUUUUUUUUUAAAGCUUAAAAUCUAGAAAAGUCUGUCGUCUCAUCGGUUAUAUUUUUUUAAGUUUACCAUGCUCAGUGAAAGGUGAUUGUCACCAGGAUCAGUUAUCAGUUCUCUAGCAUUUCAAUAGCAUAGGUACUGAAACUCAGUUCUUCAGGAGUUUACAGUGAAGAAAGCCUGCUGCUUAUGUGACUGAAGCUUCUUCAGAGUCUCAGUGAAACGGGAGAGAAACCUGUGGCUACACAGUUUGAAGUCUAAGUAACCACAGGGAAACACCGUCAAAUGAGUAAUGCCUUUGUAACCACAACUUUCAUUAUAAUGUGAAAUGUAUUUGUCCAUAAGUAUCAGAGAUGUCCAUUUUUACAAGUUACAGAGUACUAAAGUAGAGCUAUUUUGUAAAAAUGUAUUGUGUCAUGUGAGAUGUGUAUCCGUGUUUACUGUGUGUUAUUUAUAUUUGUCUAGUUCAGCAAAACUGAAAGGUAAACUUUCAUGAGAACAGUGGAACACAAGCAGCAGAUACGUGCCAGUGAGAUCACUUUUUAAAAAAUUAUUGCCCGUGACUUUUAGACACCUUAACAUUUUUUUCCAAUCUAUUCAAAUUUGACAUUGAAAUAACCAUAAAGGUUUAUUUUUUGUUAAUGCAACGGGAAGAAUUUGAAGACUAUCCAGAAUAUUGAGCAGAAUUCAUUGACACUUAAAAAUUUGUUAGCCCUGCAUUUUCAUACGUGGACAUUUAUUAUCUUCUGGACUAUAGCUGUUCUGUUGGGUGAUGGAUUGCAAUCAGAAUGGAAGAGAGAAGGCAUAUUGACUUUUCUGGCUGACAUCUCUGACUUUCUUUAGUCUUUAGCUAUUACUAGACCUCUUAAGACAGCAUGUGUCAAUCUUAAUGUAUAUUGUUAUCACUGUGCAAUUGCUGUUUACUUGAAGGGUACUGCAUUCUUAUAUUCCAGGUUUAAAUAGAUUUCAUGCCUGGGUGGCCAAAUGAGUCUUCAUUUUUUCUUAAUUGAAAAGAAGUAUUGUCUGGAUCAGUAAAAUUAUACCGUGUGUGAGUGUGAAUAUAAAUGUGUGUGUGUGUGUAUCCCGUAACUGUUACAGUAAUGUCGUAAAGUGAGAAAACUGUGACCAAGUGUAAACCGUAUCACUCGCUGCAUUCUUGCACAUGAAGUCAGUUUCUAAAAUUGAGUUCUUCCAGAAACCUUGUUGAUAAAAAUACUCACCAUAAACGUUCAGGAAAUUCUCCUCCCUUCCCCCAACCUUGAGAGAUUGGGUCAAGUGCUACUAAAUUGACCUUUAGAUAGUUCAAAAGACCAGUGUCUGGCAAGGAAUCAUCAAUGACAGAUGCAAGUGAAGGUCUGUAUUUACCAUGUCAGUGUUGGGAAAUGAGUGUCUUGGUUGCUGAGCACCUAAUGUCAACCAAGUCCACGGAUCAUCAGAAGGGAAGUGGUUCUAAAUAAAGCCCCCGUGGUAACAUUUUUCCGUUGAGUGUGUAGUGAUAUGACCCUGUUUAACUAGCACUGUACCCCUCUUGCUGAAGUAGGACACCAGGUCUGGUCCAUGUGGCGAAGGAGACCAGUCAGACAGUGGGCAAGACAGAGAAAGACAGUGAGGAGCCGACACGCUUGUGACUGAGGCUUGGAUGACAUGUGACUCUUUCUAUGCUUCAUCCAGAUGCCCUUGGUGACAACCCCGGACCCAGCUUUGACUGGGUAGGUUUGGGCUAAGGAAUAGACCUCUCCCCUGCUCCUCGUUAGCAAGAUCUCCUGGAGUAUAAAGAUGAGCAUGGCUUGCUGUCUUUUUAUGCCCCAGUCUCAUAUUCUUUAAUGGUGCCAUGGGUGCUCAGAAUUAGGCCCUUCCCCAGUUAGCAUUAAUAUUGCUUCAGAGGCCACUUGACCCUGACAAAUUACUUAUAAGCAGUCUCCUCCUUAAACAGAUAAAGCGUGGCUCCUUGAAGGACCCAGAGGCCUGGGUAGCAUGGAUUGAAGUGGAGAGGUAGCAUUCAUCGGGUGAUUUCUAGCUCUCUAGAUAGAUGAGCAGCCUACCGGGGCAAUCUUUUGUGCAGUGUAUGGCCUACAGCUGAAUGUGGACUGUGGGCCAAACUGGGAUGCAUUUAACCAUCUGUCUAUAUGGCUCAAAUGUGCCUGUUGGUUGCUUCACUUUACCUCUCUGUGAUAUGCGGGGGAGGGCUCAGGGUGCUGGAGGAUGAAUAAGGUCUCUUUAGAAGAAAGAGAAAAGAUUAUUUACAAACACUCACCAGGGUCUGGUUCCACUGAAGAAUCGCUACUCGUUUGUCCGCAUUAUCCUUAAUAUUAAUCCAUGUGUCUCAGAGCUCACCAGGCAGGACCAACUUUCCUCUCACAGCUACGAAGGCCUGGUGAAGAUGAAAUUCUUGUUACUUGUGAAAAAUUCCAGGAUUCAUUUUCGAAACUGUAUUUGUGUAUACGCGAUGUAGAUUUUAUAGUGUGCUGUGCUUUCAAGAUAUAAAUCAUAUAUAAUAAAUUAAGGGACAAUGGGGCUGACGGCACUAAACUUGGUGCUUAUUGAUAUUCUAAGAAAUAUCUGUGAAAUAUCAUCACAUACGUGUUACACUACCUUCAUUUUAAAACAUUUCAGUUACUUUGAGUCACUUUGACACUUUUAAUAUCAUUUCGUAACCCAAGAGACUCCAAUGUCCUCCCUAAUGAAUAUACUCAUUAAAAUUACCAUUCAUUAGUAUCCCUUAAUUAGGCCCAUUAACUUAAAUAUAAUUUAAAUUUCAAUAAGUUUUAUAAGGUCCAACCUCAGACUUACCUACGUACCUCUGAGGAUAACAUACUUGUCCUGACCAUGCAUUUCACGAUCACAUAUGUCUUAAAAAGGGCCAAAUUCCCAACCUGUUCAAUUUCUUCAGAGUAAUGAUGGAUCUUUCAGCCCUAGGCCAAUAGUUUCAUUUAGAUAAGGAGGGCUGUUUCCAAGAACCUCUAAUUUUCCAUUACCUAUGAAAUUUAUAUAAAAGAAACGUGGAUCUGGGAGGAGCUGCAGACAUAUGCCUACACUUGAGAUGAUUCCCACACCUUCCCGUCAUGUUGAGUCAGGUCUAACUGGCAUUAAGUGUCAAGGAAUUUGGGCUGCCUGAACCCACACUGCAGGGAAUAGGUCCAACCAGCAGAUGAGAAUUAGGCCCUGGAUGAGUAGCACUCUAAUUACUGUCCUGUUGAUUCAUUUUUGCCAUUCCACAUCUGUAAAAGAGACCACCAAUAUCAUGCGCAGAAUUAGAUUUCUCACAAUCUAACUGUAUAUUUGUAUGAUAUUUUAAAAUCUCCUAAAUGCUGGGCAAUGGCUAUUAACAAUUGUCUUGCAUUGGCCUUCUGAUGAAAUGUUAACAAUGCCUAUUGUAAUAUAGACAAAACAUUUUAUCUACUGAUUUGGGCUGAAUGUAUGUAAAUAGGUUUUAAAAAAAGUCAGAUGUUUAAGCAGUGGCCUACAAAUCAGUAAUUUUCAGAUAGAAUAGUUUCUUUACAUUGCUGUGGCAUCCUAAAACCUAUCUUCACAUAAACUUAGUGUACUAGCUUGCUGGGGAUCAGAGUCCCCAAGAACGGAAACUUUUUCUUGUGAUAGUAUGAACCAAGAUACCAGGCUAUCUGGAUUCUUAUUUCCAAUGUUUCAACUGGGAAACAUAACUCUUUAUUGUCUGUAAAUCUAACAUUAUUACUUUUCCUCUUAGAAGAAUAUCGUAUCGUUAGAUGUUUGUUGAGCUGGUAACACCCUUGCAACUGCGGCAAUAUCUUCGUUAGUAAUCUGUAUAAUACUUUGUACACAAGUACUAGUAAGAUUGUUAUUCAAUGUAGCUUCAGUCAUUAAAUUACUAUAGCAAAGUAGUACUUUCGUAAUAUUUACAGUGUAUUAAGCCCACACUAUAUUUUAUUUCAGUGAUAUAAUUAAAUUGUUAUUUAUUCGAAGAGAAAACAUCCCAUCAUGUCUGUUGUCCAAAGUUACGUGGAAUCAAAUAAAAAUUCUAGAUUAUCAUGAAGAACACAAACGCCUUUGAAUUCUGCCUUAUUUCACAGUCUAGCAUUAAAACACUCAGGACUUAAGUUCUAAAAGAUUGCUGAACAACUGAUUUGUUCCCAAAAAGCACUCAUGAUUUUAUCUGAGAAAUGAGGACAGAUUGGAUUCAUGUAGUCAUUUUUAACAUAGGCAAAA